Molecule: messenger RNA, 1608 nt
Organism: Anolis carolinensis (green anole)
Lineage: Eukaryota; Metazoa; Chordata; Lepidosauria; Squamata; Anolidae
Product: gastricsin
Exons: 9
Coding region: 169-1335 (388 amino acids)
Biological process (GO): proteolysis
Molecular function (GO): aspartic-type endopeptidase activity
Source: RefSeq, a predicted model, not a curated record
UUAAGGGUGUUUACAUAGUGAAUGAAGGCACUAUAGGCAAUGUGAACUAAUUAAUUUUAAGAGUGCAAAUAUCAGGGUAUAAAAGCAAAGGCUGAAGAAUCAAAUCAUCAGUUUCUGCUGGGGUCCAAGGAACUCUUUAGGUGUUGUCUGUGGAAGAAACCAGGCAUCAUGAAGUGGUUGAUGUUGAUGCUGGCUUGCUUCCAGCUCUCAGAGGGAUUAGUGACAGUCCCUCUGAAAAAAGGCAAGUCUAUUCGGGAGACGAUGAUAGAGAAAGGUGUGCUGGAAGAUUAUCUGAAACAUCACAAUCUUGAUCCUGCCAGGAAGUACCACUUCAAUGAGUACAAUGUUGCUUAUGAACCAAUGGCAUACAUGGAUGCAUCGUACUAUGGACAAAUUGGCAUUGGAACUCCAGCUCAGAACUUCCUGGUGCUGUUCGACACUGGUUCUUCCAAUCUCUGGGUUCCUUCCAUCUAUUGCAAUACUGAGGCAUGCAGUAAGCAUGCCAGGUUCAACCCCAGCCAGUCUUCUACCUAUUCCACCAAUGGGCAGACCUUCUUUCUGCAGUAUGGCAGUGGAAACCUUGCAGGAUUUUUUGGCUAUGACACUUUGACACUGCAGAACAUUGUCGUCACUAACCAAGAGUUUGGUCUGAGUAAAAACGAACCUGGUGCCAACUUCAUUUAUGCGGAGUUUGAUGGUAUUCUGGGCAUGGCCUACCCCUCUCUGGCAGUUGGUGGUGCUACUACAGCAUUAGAAAGGAUGCUGCAGGAAAACUUGCUAUCACAGUCCGUCUUUAGCUUCUACCUGAGUCGCCAACCAAACUCACAGUAUGGUGGUGAGGUCGUGUUUGGAGGUGUGGAUACUCGUCUUUAUUCUGGAGAGAUUUAUUGGGCUCCGGUCACCCAAGAACUUUAUUGGCAGAUUGGAAUUCAAGAGUUUUCUAUUGGAGGACAAGCAACUGGUUGGUGCAGUCAAGGUUGCCAGGCUAUUGUGGAUACUGGGACCUCUCUCCUCACCGUUCCCCAGCAGUACAUGAGCAAUUUCUUGAGUGCUGUGGGUGCCCAGCAGAAUCAGUAUGGACAGUAUGCUGUUAAUUGCAACAAUGUUCAGAACCUUCCCACCAUCUCCUUCACCAUCAAUGGAGUUUCCUUCCCUCUGCCUCCCUCUGCCUACAUCCUCAAUAACAAUGGCUACUGCACAGUUGGGAUUGAGCCCACAUACCUUCCUUCCCAAAACGGACAGCCUCUCUGGAUCCUUGGAGAUAUCUUCCUCAGGGAGUACUAUUCCGUCUAUGACAUGGGCAAUAAUAGGGUUGGCUUCGCCACUUCUGCCUAAGCCUGCUUGUUUGUUUUAUUAUUACCUGCCCUGGAAAGGAUUCUUUAAAACAUGCUUGGCUUCUUCAAUUAGAGUGCCUUUCCUUAAGAUUCUUAAAUAGUGGUUUAAAGCCCCCACACCUCUGUUCUCCUUUCUUCCUUUCAAAGCUUGUAUUGGACAAGUCCUUUUGAAGUCUCUGUAUUCUGGGAGCCCUGAAUUUCUUCUUCCCUUGAAUCACUGGGCAAUACUCUAAUCAUAUCUGUGGCAGACUGGAAAAUAAAUGGUUAAAAGUAA